UCGGGAAGGGGGAAGCAAGGGAGUGUAUGGGGAGGGUAGGGGAGGUGUAGGAGGGAGAAGGUAGAAAAUCGAGCUCUAAACACGACGAGAGAUAUUUUACGGGAAAAGUAAGAAAACGAAGAAAAGAAAAAGAAAAAGAAGAAGAAGAAGAAGAAGAAGAAGAAGAGGAGGAAGAGGAGGAGGAGGAGGAGGAGGAGAAAGGAAAACAAAAAAUAAAGAGGAUCGUUAACUCGAUAGUCUAUAAUCUCGAGAAAAAGAAAAGAGAAAAGAGAACGCAGAAAACAGAAAAAGAAAAAAAAAGAAAAAAAAAAAAAAGAACAACGUUAAACUCUUCUCCACGAGCAAGGAACACCGACCGAUUUACGGGAGUGUGCGAGAGACGGGAGACAAUAGGGUAGUAGGGUAAGGGGGAUGGUGGGUGUACGGAGAGACGAAGAAGAAAAGAAAAGAAAAGAACUAGAAAGAGAGAGAGAGAGAGAGAGAGAGAGAGAGAGAGAGAGAAUAAGAAAAAGUGGAAGUAAAGGAAAAAAAAAAAGUCAAAGCGAAGGGUUGACGUCGAUCGAGGAUGGAAAAUAAGUUCGAUGUCAUGAAAGGGGUUGGCUUUAUUCUUACCAUCACCUUACUUUAACCCCCCUUUAACUCCUUCCACACUCUACCAUUUUUCCCGCUAUUAGAUACAAAGGGUUGCCGUGAUCGUGCGAAUUCCAAACUUCUUCGCGGUAAAGGCACCCCAAUCAUCCCUUUUUCUAUACAUUUAUCUAUAUAUAACUAUUUAUCUUUUCUUUUCUUUUCUUUUCUUCUUCGUCUCAAUCUACAACCACCAUUUCUCCCUUCUAUUAUCCUUAAGAAUAAUUUCGAUAUUUAUUAUAAUAGUUCAUGAAGCGACUAGUUCUUAGGGAUAUUAUCUUUCUCUCUCUCUUUUUUCUAAUAAAUAAAACAUUUUAUUUAUUAUGUAAGAUAUAGUAAUGAUAGAAAAUAUGGUAUAAUAGAAUAGAAUGGGAUAGUAUGAUGGAAGAAGGGGUUGAUCAAGGAAAGGGAUUUCUUGGUAGGGGUAUCAUCGAAAGUUAUACCAACGUAGACCUUCGUAGUAAGAGGAUGGAAACUAUUUUUACGUCUCGUUACUAUAAACUCAAUCGUUUGUUUUUAUCGAUCGUUGGUAUUUGGCCAUACGAUGAUCCAAGGGAUAGUCUAAUACGAAAGAUCAGAAUUUAUAUAACACUUACAAUUGCAAUAUUAUCGCAAAUAUUCGCCCUCAUAAAAUCUGAUUUAUCACUGCAAACGAUUAGUUCAAUAUUUACGUUUCUUGUACCAUCGUUAUGUGUGCUCACUUGUUAUCAAAGCACCAGUUCUCAUAGCAAGAUGAAGAUUAUGAUCGAACAUAUGAAUUACGAUUGGUACCAUUUAAUUUCUGAUAAGGAACGACCUAUCAUCGAGGAAUAUGCGAGCCGGAUUAGAAUAUAUACGAUUAUUAAUAUUGUGAUGUAUUUCAGUAUUAUAUUACUGUACAUGUUACCAGUGACCUCGAGAUUUUUAUUCGACCUUUUUGUAUCAACGAGAAAAACUCAAACGUACGAGAUACCAUUUAAAAUAGAAAUAUUUAUCGAUCAGCAAAGAUACAUAUUCUUUGUAUUGAUACUGAGCUACAUUGUGUUAUUUUUCUUGGGAAUUUCUACAAACGCUUCGUAUAUGCUUUUUGUUAUUUACUUUCAGCAUGCCUGUGGUUUGCUCGAUAUUAUUGGGAAUAUGUUGAAACAUGCAUUUGAUACGGGAACUUACAACAAAUGUACAGAAAAGGAUAUCGAGAAUAUCACAAUGAGAAUAAUACGUUGUGUUUUAUGUCACACGAGAACUAUACGAUUCAUCGAUAACAUAAAUUCGACAUUUCAAACAAGUAUAAUAAUUCACUUGAUAUUUGGAUUUCUGAUGAUUUUUAUUGCGUUCUAUCAAGUAUUGUCUGUGGAAGAUAUUACCAAAAAUAAAAGAAAAUUUUUCGUGGAGCUAUUCUAUAUGAUUAUUAUCAUUCUAUGGCUGUCUCUUUUUUCUUACCUUGGACAAAUGUUACUGAAUAAAAGCGCUGAGAUAUUGAAUAACGCUUACAAUUCGAUGUGGUAUUUGGCGCCGUACAAGAUGCAACAAUUAUUGUUAAUUAUUAUGAUUAGAUGCGACAAAUUGUCGGCUCUGAUUAUCGGGAAAACGUUUGUGACGUCCUUGGAAUUGGCCACAUCGAUGUUACACAACGCGAUAUCUUAUGCUAUGGUCAUACGUUCUAUUGGUUAA
Vespa velutina is the source of this 2277-nucleotide messenger RNA. RefSeq lists its product as uncharacterized. Gene Ontology annotation, molecular function: olfactory receptor activity; odorant binding. The coding region runs from base 1006 to 2277 and encodes 423 amino acids. The transcript has 9 exons. NCBI's taxonomy places the organism in Eukaryota, Metazoa, Arthropoda, Insecta, Hymenoptera, Vespidae. Gene Ontology annotation, biological process: sensory perception of smell; detection of chemical stimulus involved in sensory perception of smell. Gene Ontology annotation, cellular component: plasma membrane. The record is from RefSeq and is a predicted model, not a curated record.